AUGAAACUGAAGCUGCCUAACCCUGGUCUGGAUGGGAGAAUAGCAUCUCAUGGAGAGCUGGAGAAGAUGGAGACAGAGGAGGCAGGAGACAGGCCUCAGUGGGACAACAAAGCCCAGUACAUGCUCACUUGUGUGGGCUUCUGUGUUGGACUAGGCAACGUCUGGAGGUUCCCUUACCUGUGUCAGAGCCACGGUGGAGGUGCAUUCAUGAUUCCUUUUCUGAUUCUAUUGGUUCUGGAGGGGAUUCCACUGCUCCACCUGGAGUUUGCCAUUGGUCAGAGACUGAGGAAGGGGAGUGUGGGCGUGUGGAGAUCCAUUAGUCCUUACCUCACCGGUGUAGGGAUUGCAUCUCUGCUGGUCUCUUUUGUGGUGGGAAUGUACUACAACACCAUCAUGGCCUGGGUGAUGUGGUACUUUUUUAACUCUUUCCAGGACCCUCUGCCUUGGAGUCAAUGCCCCAUCAAUGAGAACAGGACAGGCCCGGUGUCAGAGUGUGCCCGCAGCUCUCCCGUGGAUUACUUCUGGUACAGGGAAACACUAAACACCUCACCCGACAUUGCGGACUCAGGUGGAUUGCAGUGGUGGCUGGUUCUGUGUCUCUUCUGUGCGUGGAUUGUCCUCUACGUUUGCUGCAUCCGAGGGAUUGAGACCACAGGAAAAGCUGUUUAUGUAACUUCAACAUUGCCUUAUGUUGUUCUCACUAUCUUCCUGAUAAGAGGAUUGACUCUCAAAGGCUCUCUGAAUGGAAUAAAGUUCCUCUUCACCCCAGAUGUGAAUGAACUGAUGAACCCUUCUACUUGGCUAGAUGCUGGUGCCCAAGUCCUGUUUUCCUUCUCUCUGGCUUUUGGAGGUCUCAUUUCAUUCUCCAGUUACAACUCUGUGCACAACAACUGCGAGCAGGAUGCAGUUAUAAUCUCAAUAAUCAAUGGCCUCACAUCUGUCUACUCUGCAACUGUCAUCUAUUCUAUCAUCGGUUUUAGAGCCACUCAGAAAUAUGAUGAAUGCCUUGAAAGAAACAUCCUAGAUCUUCUAAAUGCUUUUGAUCUUCCUGAGGGAAACAUCACAGAGAGUAAUUAUGAUGAGAGCCUCCAAAGUCUGAACAGCACAUUUCCAGACAUCAUUCAGGGAUUAAACCUGAAGACCUGUGACAUGCAAUCGUUCCUCAGUCAGGGUGUUGAAGGUACUGGUCUGGCCUUCAUUGUGUUCACUGAGGCUAUAACCAAGAUGCCAAUAUCCCCACUUUGGUCGGUGCUCUUCUUCAUCAUGCUGUUUUGUCUGGGAUUGUCCACCAUGUUUGGAAACAUUGAGGGGGUGGUGGUGCCCUUGCAAGAUCUCAACAUCCUCCCCAGGAGAUGGCCUAAAGAAGUUUUCACAGGUCUCACAUGUUUGGUCUCCUUCCUCAUUGCACUCAUAUUUGUCCAGUCCUCUGGCAACUACUGGCUUGCCUUGUUUGAUGGCUUUGCGGGCUCUAUCCCCUUGUUGAUAAUUGCUUUCUGUGAGAUGAUUGCUGUGGCUUACGUCUACGGAAUAGACAGGUUUAAUAAGGACAUUGAAUUCAUGAUUGGACACAAGCCCAACAUUUUCUGGCAGGUCACCUGGAGGGUUCUCAGCCCACUGAUUAUGCUUGUCAUUCUCAUCUUCUACUUUGUCACCACUAUCAGCAAGAACCUCACAUACAUUGUCUGGGAUCCUGAUUCGGAAAGCUUCCCCAAUCUGGCAGAGGUGACCUACCCAGGGUGGAUCAGUGCAAUCAUUUUCAUUCUGGCAGGAAUCCCGAGCCUUGCCAUUCCAUGUGUCGCCUUGUUCAAGUUUGUCUGGAAUCGCUGCUGCAAAAAAGAAAACAGACACAGUAUAGACCAUCUCAGCACUAUAUCUGACAAAGUUCCCAUGAGUGUGAAAACGUCAAUUUAA
Chanos chanos (milkfish) is the source of this 1911-nucleotide messenger RNA. RefSeq names its product sodium-dependent neutral amino acid transporter B(0)AT1-like. The record is from RefSeq and is a predicted model, not a curated record. Gene Ontology annotation, cellular component: plasma membrane; brush border membrane; apical plasma membrane. The coding region runs from base 1 to 1911 and encodes 636 amino acids. Gene Ontology annotation, biological process: neutral amino acid transport; sodium ion transmembrane transport; nitrogen compound transport. Gene Ontology annotation, molecular function: neutral L-amino acid transmembrane transporter activity. The transcript has 12 exons. NCBI's taxonomy places the organism in Eukaryota, Metazoa, Chordata, Actinopteri, Gonorynchiformes, Chanidae.